Molecule: messenger RNA, 15030 nt
Organism: Blepharisma stoltei
Lineage: Eukaryota; Ciliophora; Heterotrichea; Heterotrichida; Blepharismidae
Source: the annotation of a GenBank genome assembly
AUGGGAAACUCGUCAAGUGAAAUUGUAUCGCGUGUAGAAGGCCUCGAUCUCAGCGCCGUGACGAAAACAAUUCACCAAGAUCUCGAACUUUUAGAUGAUCCUUCCUUAAUUUUUGAUACUGGUAAGCUUCUGGUCCGUGCUGAUCUUGAUGAUUAUAAAGUUCCUGGCUUCGACCACACAAAGCUAAAAGAAGAAGAUGUCAACACAGACCAAGAAGAGGCUAUGAUUUUAAGCUUAAACAACUAUGAUAGGCUGAGAGAAAAGCACGGAGAUGCCAUCAAAAAUAUUAUUGAAGACAUUUUGAGAAAGCGUGGUGAAGAUGCGAACUCGAAAGAAAUUCUGGUCAAGCUUCAAUGCAUAAUGAGAUCAUUUGAAGGACUAUUGAGAACUGAACAGUUUAGAAAGCUGAAAACGAAAAAUGAAGAAAAUAAAUCAAGUGCAACACAAGGAACUUUGUCAACUACUGCAACUGCCGCGAUUAAAAUGGGAUUGAGCACUUUGCUUUUCCUUAUUGAAUGUGUAGGAGACUUAAAACCUGAAAUUUAUCAAAGAGUUAUAAAGCAGGCCUCUGAUAUUUUGAGUGUAAUUCCUCCUUUGUCACUGCAAACUGCUGAGCCUACAAUUUCUGAAAGUUUGGGAGAAAUUUCGCAGUUUUUUGAUUCUGUUAUUAGCAACGACUCUGAAAAAAUGAAAAAAAUAGACAAGCUGUCAUGCUUGGCGCCUUAUUUUGGUCUUUGCAUAGCAUCAGGGAAUCUAAGCUCUACUUUAAUGCUUGCACUUCGAUUUUUACAAUUAGAUCGUACAGACAGGCUUCGAGCUGCUCUUGAAUCAAUCUAUCAGCCUCUUACUGUUUUAAAAAAUUUAGGAUCAAUCGCUCCAAGAUGGAGUCCUACGAAAUCAGGCCCAAAUACAACUUUUUCUGAGUAUAAUUUAGUAGUAUCAGCUUCAGCAGGCUGGACAACCAUUUUAGGAGAAGAAGAAUAUUUUUCAGGCUUAUAUUACUUUGAAUUUACUAUUGGGCCAUACAAUGAUUCUUAUAUGCUUGGAGUGGUGGACUCGAAAUAUAACAAUUUUUCAGCUUGAUCCGAUAUUAAUUUUUCAUCAUUUUCUUAUCAGUCAAACUCAAGCAUUUUUGAUAAAAAUAAUGAAGUUUAUAAAUGGGAAAGCUGGAAAGAAGGGGAUAAAAUUGGGAUUUUUUUGAAUAUGGAUGAUAAAACUGUUACUUUUUAUAAGAAUGGAAUUAAAGAGCCACAAGAAAAGCAUGGGAAACUGCCGGAUUCUGUUAGAUUUUAUACUAGCCUAGGAGCGAAUUCCAAAGUUCAAUCAAUUUUCCCUGAAAACAUCCCUGAGGAAAUAAGGGAUUUAGUUGAAAAGCCAAAUGUAGAGUUCAAAGAAAAUAAAUUGUACAGAAUGCUGGAGAGUGAAAGACCUACAAAUGAAUACUUGGCAAUUGAACCUUCUGAAAUAUCUGCUUUCAUAAUCAAUAAGCUGGCCUAUGCAAAUAUUCCAGUCUUGAGAAUGCUGCAAAGCAAGUCAAAAAAUUUGGAAAUGCCAAAAAAAUGAGGAAUUUCAUUGGAUCUUCAGCCAUUAACAGUUGAUCUUCUUGAUACAGCCUUUGUUAAUUUCCUUAAAUUAGCUAAAACUCACGAUUAUUCAAAAAUAAGCCAAGAGAGUUGCCAAACAGCUUUAGCCUCAGCACAAAAACUCAUUCGAGCUCACUUGUUGGCUUCUUUGAUUCAUGCUGACCAUGGUCUUGAUUUAUCUCUUAAUCUCUAAUUGGUUAGCAAGCAAAACCAUUAGGAAGCUGAAUAAGCGAGCAAAAAACAUUAAUAUAUAUUUUUUUGCACAAAUUAUAUUUUAAUAUGCAAUCAAUAAUUAUGAUGAUAUCUUAAACAAUUUAUAUUAAAUUUUAAGCAACUAGGUUUUUAUUAGUUAUAUUAGAUUUUUUAUUUCAAAUAUUUACAAAUAUAGAUUUAAAACCAGAAAAAAUAUAUAUUAAAAUAUUAAAAAAAAUUAGCCAUCUCUGUUAGUAAACAAAAAAACCUUGAUAGCUAUCAAGAGAAGUGUUAGAAACCGAAUAAUGGAGCACACAAUCCAGCUUUUCUCAGUCAUGCCAAAUACAAAAGCCGCCGAAGAAGCCACUUUGACUCUUAGCUUAUGCUUUGAUGUAUUCUAUAAUGAUCCUAAAGAAAAAUUAAGCUACCUAAUGGGAAGACUAGAAGAUAUGAAAAAAGGCAAAGAACAAGAAGGUGUCUUCAGAGCCUUAGAAGACAGAAUCUUUUUAGAAAUGGCAAAAUCAGAAAAACUCUUCCCUGCACUCGAUAUCAAAGACGACGAUCACAGCAGAGAAAUCGAGCAUUUCUUUGAGCUACUUCUUGAACUAGCCUCAAGAAUUUCACAAAACGCCAUUUCUGGAAAUGCUGCAGCUUCAGGAAUCGUUAAAUUAUUAGAAACCAGCCAAAGCGUGCUGAUGGCUCGUACAGCCCAAAAUAAUUAUCAAGGCAAAUGGCUUGACAUAUUUUCAUCUUACUCAGUCAAAAUGUUUAAUGAAAUUGAUAGAAUACUUACUCCCCUUCGUCAGCUGACAAAUUUUUUUUAAUAGAAAUUUUUUAGGAAAAAAAUUUUGAUAUAUAAGUGAUAAUUAAUUCUGCUUAAUUUUAAAACAAAUUGAGUUUUAAAACUUAAAUUUUACAAAUUAAAAUUAAUAUUUGUUUUACACAUUUUUGCGACUUAGUAUUUUUUUAAAUUUUGAAAAAAAAAAUAUUCUAUAAAAUUUAUAUAUAAAUUUUUAAUCCCUCAGUAAGCGAGAUUUUUUUGUUUGCUCACGGAGGGGAUGAGUUUAAACAAAUUUUGUCUCUCCACCCAGAUGGGAAAAUUCCAGACGAUUUAACAGCUAAACUCAAAAAUACAGUCGUUGCUAAUUUAUUUGAAAGCCUGCUUUACUACCUUAUGCUGAUGAAUAUGAAUCUUGACCUCCUUGCUGGAGUUCUUACAAGCCUACAAAAUAUUAUUACAACGCUAUCAGCCUUUCAGCCAAAGCCCAAGGUAUUUGUCCAAGGAACUGCGAUUCAGCCACAAGUUUAUGAGAGCAGUCAUAAUUAUGGAGACAAUUUAAACACUGAAUAUCUCGUCAGAGUCCCCAGGGCAAAGAAAUAUGUGCUUUCGUUUGACCCUCAGUGUAAAACUGAAAACGGCUGCGAUUACUUAGAACUGUGACUGGAUCAAAAUAGAGGAAAUAAAUUUGCAAGAUGGGAAGGAGAGAAUUUUCCAAAGCAGCCUGUAGAAGUCAUCAGUCCUCUUCUAUUUUUUACUUUUCAUUCAGAUGGAUCUGUAAAUUAUUGGGGAUGGAAAAUAGAAAUAAAAUCUUAUGUAGAGGCUAAUUUUGAAGCAAAACAAUGGCCUGAUACAGUCAAGGACUCAGCUGUUAUGCUGCUUGGAUUUAUCAGUACAAGUUUGAUAUCUGGCACUUUUGACUCAGCCCCAGAUGAUGAAAAAAUAACUGAGCUUCUUGAUAACCCUCUACUAAAAUAUGGGAUUUCGGAUUCAGCUCUUUCCAUUGUAAAGGAACCUACCCCUAUCAGUGAAAGUUUGUUCACAAUACUAACGAAUGCAAGUAUGACAAGAAGAGCUAAACGAGCUUUGACAGCUUCAGGAUACCCUGAAGCUAUAAAAAAACGAAUUGUAAGAAGUAGCUCUGUUGUCGUAUCUAUCGGAGACUAUGCUGCAAAAUAUUCAAAAGCCAUUGAGCGACCUAAGUUUUCAAAUAUUCCAUUUUUGCAAGAGUUAAUAGAAGGAAGUGAAAGAAUCAGCACAGCAUGGGCAAGCUUAAAGAAAAAAGCAGGCGUGAUGGGCCCAGCUACAAAUAUAGGUGGAGCUGAAAUGGACCAAGCUGAAAGAGCUAUUUUUGCUAUUUAUAUCGCAUUUUACGAAGCAACUGACACAGUAGCCAAAAUUUUCGACUCUCUAGGAGAUCUCGGUGCAACAAUGAAAUAUAUCAUCAAGCAAAGCAAUUUAAUCAGAGGCUGGGCACAAAAGCACAAGCAAAAGCUAAUGGAUUAUGGCAAACCAGAUACCACCUACACUGAUAUUUGCAAAGAUGUCGUCAUAAAAUGCGUUUUCUUGCUUAGUGCUGAAUACAAAAUCAGCCUGAAUGAGCUUGGAGUUAAUAAAGUUAUGAAAAAUUUAUUCUCAAGUGUAGCUAAAAUCCAAAGCCAAGCUACAAUAGCAAAAGCCGGGAGUAAAUGGAAAACUGUCAAAAAAGCAGUGGAAUCGUCUUCAAAACUUAAAGGGCUGCUUCAUAUUCAAUCAAAAACUAAAGAACCAGAAAAUGAAGACGUCAAAGAAUUUCUUAGAGUUGCUGAAAUCGUAACCAAAUUUUUAGAAUCUUCAAUACCAGUAGAAGAUAUUGCAGCUGUGAUUGCAAAAAGAAGGAUAAGAGGGAUUGCUAGAACGCUAGGAUUCUUAUCGUUCGCAAAUUUAAUAGGGCAAACCAAUAAGAAAGAAACCUGCCUUGUGAAAGCUUUUAGUGACUCUCUCAAAAUAAAAGGUGAAAAAGUGCAUUAUUGGCAGGGUCUUGAAGGAACUGAUCCUAUUUUGCUGCAUUGCGUUCAGAACUCAUUUUUCCAGGUUUAUACAGCACUUCAAAGAGAGCUUUCUCAACAGCAGCUCGAUAGAUUAAAGCCAGGGGACUAUAAUCAUUACUUAACUGUCAUAGAUGCUAUGAGUUGUCCGCUUAAAGGAAUAGAUGGCCAUAUCAUAUUAGAGCAGCAAUUCCCAAGCACAAUUUCUCAUUUAUUAAAGUGGGCCAAAGGCUAUAUUGGAGAAGACGAAAUCCAUCGGCCAUUCAAAAAGGAGCUUUGCAUCACUCGAUUAGGAAUUUUGGCUCAAACUGAUUUACCUGAAAAUGCAAUUAAAAUUUUGCUUGAAGAAAGACCAAAUGAGCAAUCAAUUUAUUUAGUGAUAGACAAAGCAGGGUCAGCAAAGCCAAUCAUUGAUGCAAAACUUUCAAGCCAAGCUAUUGAAGGAUAUGAAGAAGCCACUGGAAUCUUUACUUUUAGAGGCGAGAGAAAAGCGAUAUAUAUCAAAAGAGAUGAUGAAAAAGUUAAUCUAAAGUAUUUGACUGAAAUUUCAGAAAACCUGGAAUUUAUAUUCACAGAUUAUGAAAACUUAAUUGAGCCUGAGCCUGAAGAAGAAAACAAAAAAAGACUGGAAUUGAGAUUAAGGCUCAGCAAGAGCUCUUGGUCAUUAUUCAAAGAGCUUCUUUAUUCAAUUGUUGGGUCUUGGGUGGAACCAAAUGAGUCGUUGAAAAGUCUGAUCCAAGAGCUGUUCAUGAAAGUGAUUUUUAGCGAGCUUAAAUUUGAUGAAACUUUGAUGACUCUUGACCCUGAACCUGUCAUUCUUGCUCAGCUUGCCAAAGGUGAAAAUUGGAUUGGGAAAUCAGUGAUCCCUAAAGAAAUUAUCAAAAACCCUGUACAAGAAUGGCUAAGGCAAUUCCAUAACGAGACUGAGAGCUUUGAAAAUUUCAUUGUGAGAGAGAUCAUUAAUGAAUUUGUACAAAAAGCAGACCCAGCAAUGAAAGGAGUUAUCACUCAAGACGACCUUCAAAAUCUUAAAAGAGAAACCGUUGAAGUGCUAGAAAAAUAUGAAGAAAAUAAAAAUGAGAAAGGAGAAUACGAUUUCUUCAGGUAUUUAAAUGUUCUCAAAGGAUUAGCUGAUCAGUUUCCAGCAGAAAUUCGUGAGUAUUUCAGACAGUCAAAACUAUGGCAGUACCUUCCAAAUGACUUUUAUCAAGCUGCUGAGGAGUAUGACUUAGAAAACGUUGGAAAAGUUAUACAGAACUUCAUAAUCAGACUUAAACCAGCACAAGAAGACUCUUUCAUGAAAUUCCUUGAGCUCUUUGCAAAUGCCAAACAGCCUGGAGUAGUUGAAAAUGUGGAAUUCGAAUGCCCAGCGGAGUUUAAAGAUGGAUCAGGAUCUUUGGAUUUCUACGUAGCAUUAAAUGGGAUUAUUUCAAAUAAAGAAAAAUUCUCAAAUUACUAUCAGGAAAUUGAAGACGGUAUCUCCAUGUACAACGGAAUUCCUGCAUCAUGCAAAAAGAUGACAAGUAUAAUUACUGGCCAAAUUGACUAUAUUUCUUCUUUGCUUUGGUGUAUCUAUGGGUCUCUGGGCUCACAAUGCCUGCCUAGGCUUUUAGCCAGAGAAGAUUAUUUUGUUUCUCUUCUUCAGCUAACUUUUUGUGUUCCAUCAGCAAAGGUUAUAACAUGUGGAUCCAGAAUAUUGAGGUAUUCCUAAUUAUUAAGAGCGCUUACUCAAUGUUUUUAAUUUACUAUAAUAAACUAGCUAAGCACAAAAGGUUUUGGCCUCUAUAAUUAAGUAUAUAUCAUCCCAACCCAGCAUUCUCCCAAGACUCUUCAGCCUUAUUGGGACACAGUCUCUAAGUUAUUAAACAGCAAGCUUGAUAUUAUUUCCUUCUUAUUAACCAAGAUUGGAAACGGAAUGACAUGGUACGAAAAUCAAGACUCAAAAGAGAUUUCUCUGAGAUGGGCAUAUGAAGCAGAAAGCUUUAUUCUUGCAUUCGUUGGGGUUGAUAGGUGGAGAGCUGAAGUGAUUAAUGUGCUCACAAGGUCACUUGAAGCAGCAGCUCAAAUGGUCAUUCGAGGACUUCCGCUGACUCCUGUCCACUCAGGAACCCUUUUCUUUAUGGCCUCCUCAUCUAAAAAUUCGGAUGGCUAUGGCUUUGUGCCAAUAAUCCUUUCUCAAGCUAGGCUAAAUAACUGCAGACUCCCUCGAGGUGUUAUAAGAGAAUUUACUACCCCUGAAACUGGGAAGUUUUAUUCUGUAGUCGAAGACGCAAAUGCAACUGAGCCACUUGACAAAAUUGAUGGAAUCGAGUCACAAGUCAAUAUUAAGCUCUAUGAUAAAUUAAACCCUGAAGAAAAAGAGAGACUGAGCACAGCCACAAUUGCAUUUUGGGAAAAUUUAAGAGGCUCAGGAAAUGUUCUUAUUAAAGCCAGCAGUGAUGCUAUUGCAAACUUGAGAUCUUUGUAUAUAAAACUUAAUAUCGCAUCAAUGAUUUGCAUGCUUGAUGUUCUGGAGUCUAAAGAAACAAAACACCCCGAAAUGGAAGGAAUCAUCAAUAAAUUCAUUAACCGUGGUAAUCCUUUAUCUGGGACUAGCAAAAAAAUAUACACAAAAGUCAUGAACGAGCUUGCCAAAAAGCUCCAAGCAGCACCUAAGAAUCAAGAAAAGAAAGAAAUGACUGAAGAAGAAGCUAUGACAAGAUUUACUGAGUACAGCGAAGCUGAACAAGCUUUAGUCCAAGAACUAAUGUGGAUGAAUGUUCCAGCAGUCAAAAUUCUUAAAUGCUUUGAAUCUGGAAUUAAUGAUAAAGAAGCUAUUAUAAAUUACCAAGAGCAAGUAUCAGAAAAUACUGUUUUACUUUACAAGCUCGGGGCUCUAGACGACUCUUCAUUCAAAAUGAAAGACAGUUCUGGGAAUUCUGAGCUAUAUCAAAACGGCCUGUAUCAUUUUGUAAUAAAUAAUCCAAAAGGAGUAUCUGAAAGAAGGGAAAUCAAGAACACUCUGCCAAAUACCAUUUUCCACUCUCUUCCAACUCUAUGCACUACUAUCACGAUUUUGGCUGCUAUUGAAGGAAAAUUGCUAAAUAAUAAGCUCUCAUGCGGGUUAAAAAUCGGAGACUUAGAAGUCGGGAUCACAACUGCAAUUGGUAGACCUCACUUCGCAAUCAAUGGAGAGCCUAAUGGAGAAGCAAAUGUUUCAGAGCCAUUGAUUAUAAGGAUCUUUGCAAAAGCUAAUGGAGAAGUGACAAUUAUUAAUGAUAAGAGUGGGAUAAAGUCAGAAAAAGUUUAUGGAAAUGUAUUUAACGGAUACCGUGUUGGGGAAUAUGGGAUGUAUUUAGAUUUUGGAGGCUCUGCUAGUUUGCUAUGCUUAGAAAUCUAUGAUGGGAAAUAUGCAGGAAGCAUUCAAAGCAAAAUUGAAAAAGCAAAAGAAUUAGAAGGAGGAGAACGAUUUAUUAAAAUUAAAACAAAAGAUCAAAAUUUAGAUAAACUGAGACUCAAAUUGCUAGGACUUUCUGAUGAAGAAGCUGAAGAGGCCCUUGCAAAUUCUCAAGACUUAAGUUCAGCCUUAGAAUAUUCAUUAAAUACGUUUGGACUUGACACCAUGAGAAACCCACCUCUAAACUUAGAUCAAGAAAUUAUCACUGAUAUCAAAAUUUUUGAUAACGUAAGCUCAGUUCCAGCUGAUUAUAAAAUUGUCCAAGUUUAUGAAAAUGCCCAAGUAAUCAAUUUUAGCCUUCCAGACAGAAAAGUACUAGCAAUGAAAAAAGAAAAAUUUUUGACUGGAAAAUGUUGCAUUGGGCUGUCUAUAGGAGAAAACCCAGGAGAUUUUACUGAAAUAGGAGACUUGAGCAUUGAAGACGAAAGACGAAAUCAGAUUUUCAUCAAAACAGGGACUGCAGAAAAGAAAAACACUCCUUUAAAAGAUAUCGCGCUUAUUAAAGUCACCUCAACUUAUUCUGCUGUUUUGCCUUUUGGCUAUGCCCUCGUUUCAGAUAAAGAAGGAAACGCCAUAAACAUUGCUUCCAAAAACGAAAAGAAGUACUACAUUUUAUUAGGAAUAAAAAGUGCCGAUACCCUUAUGAACUGCCCCAUUUACCCCCUUAAAAGUAUUUCAAACAAUGCCACAUCUUUCGGACUAGUAGAUCAGCUUCCCAGCCAAGAUUCAGGGGCUCUCAAAAAAGAAGAAGAAAAAUCAUACGAAGAGUACACAGUCAUGGAGCUUUAUAACAUGCUAUUUGAUAUUGACGAAAUGAGGCGUCUAGCUUUAUCAAAGAAACUGCUUGUAAUAACUCUAAAAAAAUAUCCUAGCAUGCUUAUGAAUAUGCCUGGCAGUGCUAGCUUGGCCAAACUCCUCUCAUAUGUCGAUUCCGAGCUGCAAAACCUUGAAACUCCAGUGAGAACUCUACUGAAAAGUUUAGAUAGAGAAGACUUUAGGCUGAAAGCUGCUAGAGAAUGCCUCACUAUUUUGAUUUCGUGCAUAAUAGGUAAAUCAGCUGGGCCGCCUUUGAAAACAAUUACUGUUGAAAGUUUGCACCCUUAUAAUGAUGGAAUGGAUGUAGAUGAUGUUAUUACCAUUCCUGGGGCAAAAGGGCUUAAAUUUGUAUUUGACCCUCAAUGCUAUACGGAAGCUGGAUGCGAUCCUCUGAGGUUCUAUGAAAAACCUGGGAGGCAAGGUGAGCUUAAAUGUCUUUCAGGACAAGGAGAGUCAUGCUGGCAGUCAUUCGAAGUCCCAGGUGAUACUGUAUACACUUAUUUCCAUAGUGAUGGAUCUGUCCAUUAUUGGGGCUACAAAUUUGAAGUUAUUCCAAUUGGCAGUGGCUCGCAAGCUCAAAAGGAUGACCUCAAGCCAGAUGCUGCGCUUUGGAUGCUUGAAAAGUUUGUAGAAAACGUGAAUACAAAUGAAGAGUUGAAGAUGCUUUAUACCCCUCGAUUUCUGCAGCCUCUAUUUCUGUUUAUCCUUUCAUCGCCUGCAGUCGAAGAAAAAUCAAGAGCUCUUACUCCCCCCCCUCCGUGAGUGAACAAAACCAUUAGAAAAAUCGCUAUUUUUUGCCAAAAAACCCACCCUCCGUGAGUGAACAAAAAUUUUUUUAAUAGAAAAAUUUUUUAUGGAAAAAAAUUUGAUAUAUAUAAAUGAUAAUUAGUAUAAAUGAAAUCUAGAGCUGAUUCUGUUUAAUUUUAAACGAAUUGCUUUUUUUAAAACAUAAAUUUUACAAAUUAAAUUAAUAUUUGCCUUCCAAUUUUUGCGAAUUAGGAUUUUUUUGAAUUUCGAACAAAAAUAAUUUUUAUAAAAUUUAUAUAUAAAUUUUUUUUAAAAAAAACAAUUAAACCCCCCUCCGUGAGUGAACAAAUUUUUUUGUUCACUCACGGAGGGGGGGAGUUAGCAUUCUUAAGUCUUUUAUAAAAUAUCCUAACCCCACCUUGGAAACCAUUAUAAAGCUGCUGUUCUCUGAAGCUAAUGAGCUUUAUCUUUCAAACAAACUAGAAAAAUCCAGUCACCCCUUACUUCAGUCUUCUGUUUCCUUGUUAUUCAAAGCUAUCGAAGUAUUUUAUACAGGAUCUCAAGAGACUUGGUUUAUUGAGCUAAACGAGCUAGUUUCUGAUAUGAAAGGCCUUACUGACAAAGACGAGAAAUUAGAAAUGUUCUUAUUUGACACUUUUAAAUCAAAAAUUCCAGCAAUUGAGUACUUAAAAGAAUCAUCACAUCCAUAUAGAAGACAAACACGGUCAGAGUUCAUUCAAAUCCUGGGUGCUGCCUUUUUAAAUAUUGAGUUUGACCCACAAAGCAAAGUAGAAAGCCGAGAUUCAAUUUUCUUCAGCUUUGACCAAAGGGCAAAAGAACCGGCUGAAAAACUACUUUCUGUGAGCUCUGAAAUUUGCACGUCUGCAGGAUGGACAGAAACCCCUAAAGGUCCUGAUAUUGCUCUCUCUAAUAACAACAAAACUGUGACCAGAACAAGUUCAAAUGGCUGGGGAUGUGCGAUUUUCAAUGAAACCUAUUCCUCUGGAAAAAUUAGAGUUAAUCUUCAUAUAGAUCAAGAUGGAGAUUCUGCUUAUUUGUACAUCGGCGUUAUAAGUGCUGUAGAUACUAAUUACAAUCUCUCUGAGUACAUCGGAAGCGAUUGUACUAGAGAAACAUGGUCCUGGAAAAAAUCUGGAGAGUUCCAUAAAAAAGGCUCAAUCAGCGCAGGUGUUGAAUAUGGAGCCAGCGAUGUGGUCUCUAUGCUUAUUGACAUUGACUCUCAAGAACUGACUUUUUAUAAGAACGACGAAGAAGUAUACAAGUUCACUGGGAUUGCUAACGCUGUAGUCCCAGCUGUUUGCUUUGGAGGAAACAAUCAGCUUGUUUCAAUUGUAUCUGUAGAAAGGGUUGGAGCUGGAGGGCAAGCUACUUCAAUUGCUAAGAAAAAGCUUAAAGUGCAAGGAGAUCAUGUUUAUUCUUGGUUCCCGGUAAAUGUAGAAUAUACAUUAAAAUGGCGACACGUGUAGUUAAGCACAGGUCGCAGCCAGAUACCCCCACCCCCCCUUUCACAGAUGGCACCCCCACCCCCUUAAUAUAGCAUAGAUCUAUGACAAAUGCUAAUUUAGAGCAGGCGUAAUAAAUAAAUUAUUAUUUUAAAUAUUCAAAAUUACUGAUUUAUACAAUAUCCACAUAACGUAGCACAAUCGAUUAAGGAUAGGUGGAAUGGGAUAAGAAUUUCCUAUAGCUACUAAGCACACCACAUCUGAAAAAAUUUAUUAACAAGCAUAAUAAUGAUCUUUGGUAUUAAUAGCAGUAUAUCCUGCAUAUAUAUUUAUGAACUUUGUGGAACAAUGGCUAAACAGUCCAAUUAUAGAUCGAAAGUAAAACUGACAAUAGCAAAUACUAUUUUUAUUAGCACUAUUGAAUCCUGUUACCAAUCCAGUCCUGCAAUCCUUGUACAAUGGGCAUCAGAUUAGCUUUAAUUUAUGAAUGAAUAAAUUUAAUGCUAGUUAUUGUAUUGUGCUUAGCUCAUUUAAUAAUUAAUGCUAUUAUCUAUAUCUUUGGCAUUAUAUUUAUAAAUAAAUAUAAAACACAAAUUUAAUAUAUUUUCUAAUUAAUUGUUAAUUAAAUUAAAUUUAUUAAUUAAUCAUAAAUAUUAAAGCAAUUUAUGGACUUAAUUUAUCAAUAUAGUGUUUUAAUUGGAUUAUAUUUAAAUUAUUCUGCUUAUCAAUUACUUCUAUAGGAUAAACCCUUUAUUUUUUUGAAGGGGGUGGGGUGCCAUCUGUGAAGGGGGGUGGGGUGCCAUUUUUAGGGGGUGGAAAAGGGUGGUGGGGUGUCUGGUUGCCACCUGUGCUUGACCACACGUGCCAACUUUGCCCUCUUGGCGCAGCAGUCCAGACCUUAUGGCUUCGGCGAACUGAGACGGACUCCGAGCUGAGAAUCAAGUGCAGGCUCAAAUGUGUGUAUACGGGUAGGUUUUGGCUGCUUUCCUGUGGUUGGAAAUUGAGGUGUUCAACAAAGUCCUUUGAUCCGAGGACCCAUGGGCAUUCCUCUACUGAGAAAUUGGGGGUUUCAGCCCAGACCACAGGGGAACAGUCUUUUUCCUGUAGUUAUCGAAUAAAGGCACUUUGGUACCUGAAAGACUCCAAGGAGCUGAUCCAUGGAAUUAAGCUACUCCAAUCGCCCGUAGUAGGGCCGCAGAAAUCCAUAAGCCGCCCACUCACGACUGAAACCUCAAAACAAGGAGGAGACAGAAGGUGCCGGGAGGGCACUCGUGAGAGAUAUAGACCCUCUGGGCUGGAGUCGAAAAGCGGUAGAACCUCCCAUACGGGAGGUCUUUGGUGACUGUGUCACCAAUAUGGCUAGCGCCUGACUUUUAAUAAUCCCAAUCCUAAUCCCAGUAAAUGUAGGAUAUGGAAAAGACCAUACUUGGAAAGACUAUAAAGAAACAGCCACGAGAUCAGACGAUAAAAGAGCUAUCACCCAAAUAGGAGAUGAGCCUGCAAUUUAUGAUACAACUCCAGAAUUUAAUGCAGGGAAGCAUUAUAUCGAAACUACCAUAUGCUCUGAUGGAAGAAUUGGGCUUGGCUUCGCCUUCAAAUCUACUGUUGACAAUCGAAUAGUAGCUCAUGAAAGCUCAGUCAUCAUCUAUUCAAAUGUAGAAGGGUUCAGAAUUGGAGACGUUGUUGGAGCAUUUGCCGAUUUUGAUGAUGGAAAAUUCAAAUUCUACAAAAAUGGUAAAUUCCUUGUCACUAAAAGACCCCCAUUCCCAAUCACUGAGCAGCUAGAAAACCUCAAAUUUGUAGCUGUGCUCACAUCUCCCCAGCAAAGAGUAAUGGUUUCAGAAACUCCGAAGCUUCCUACUGAUGUUGAUAAUUUUAAUAUCAAUGUAAACACAGAAUCAUCUUGCUGGGGCUACAAAUUUAAAGUGAGUCCUGAAUUCAGAGGAAGAAGCAAAAAAUUGAUUGAGUCAUUUUUAGAAUUUGCAGCAGAUGAUGUGAAAACUGAGUGGAAUGACGUGUAUUGUCCUAAAUAUAAGCGUCUAUUUAAGACAGGAGCAGCUGAACAGCUGAUUAUUUAUUUAGACGAAAUGACACAAUCUAAAGGAAAAGAUGUAAUGGCUCUGACAAAUGAAGAAAUCGACCCUUCAGAAGGGGAAUUAAUCUAUUACCCAGAGCUUGAAAAGGUAAGCAAAGAUGAUAUGAGGGGCCUUUAUCAGAUUUUACUUAAUUUCAAUAAAAGAGUUCAAGAAUCACUAUAUCUGUUCAAUUUGCAUAUAGAAUCUUAUCAAUCAAUGACUGAGCUGCAAAGGGUUUUCGCUGGAUCGAGAUGCUAUGUAUUUUUCAAAAUCAAGAAUGGACUAUUAAAAGAUUGCUUAGCAAAGACUAAUUCAGAUACAAGAGGAGACAUAACAAUUGAUAGACCAAAAGCAGCUAGACAUAGAGACAGAGGAGAUGUUGAUACAGCUGGACAAUUCUCUGUAUUUGGACAAAUUUAUAGAGCACUUAUAAAUAGAACUAAUAGAGAAUAUAGAAAUGCUGAAAGAGUUUAUACAGUGAAGUAUAGAGGAGAAGCUUCAAUCGAUGCUGGUGGUCCUUAUAAUGAAACCAUGAGCAAUAUGUGUAAUGAGCUUCAAUCUUCAUAUUUAAGGCUACUAGUCCCAUGUCCAAAUAAUGUCCACAAUAUCGGAGAAAACCGAGAAUCUUGGAUUAUUAACCCAGCUGCUGAUACUCCACAGGAUUUAGAGCUCUUCAAUUUCCUUGGGAAACUUAUGGGCUGUGCCAUCAGAACUCAAAACAACCUUAACCUUUCUCUUCCCCCUCUCUUCUGGAAACGCCUAUUUAUGGAUCCGCUUACAAUAAGAGACUUAAGAGGCUCGGACGUCUGUAUUGUGCAAAUUCUUGAAAUUUUAAGAAACCCAGCGGACAAUCAAUUAACCCCUGAAAAUUUUGCUUAUCCCUCUAUCCUUAAUCAAAAAAUUCAUUUGGAAUUAAUCCCAUCCUUGAUUGAACAAUUUUCAUAGACUAAAAACUUUUAUAUAAAAAUCAUAUAAUAUAUAUAAAUUGUAUAUAAAUAAUUAAAAAAAUAAAAUCAUAUAUAUAUAAAUUGUUUUCCAGAAUGCUUUUCAAACUUUGUGAAGGAUUGAGUUAUGCUUAUGAUGAGAAAUUUACCACAAAGGAUUCAAGUGGCAGAGAGGUUGAGCUAAUUCCAGAUGGAAAAGAGAAGCAAGUUACUUACCAUAACGCUGGAGAGUAUGCAGAUUUAAUUGAAAAAUAUCGGCUUAAUGAAAAUCCUAAAGCUUAUGAAGCCAUUCGAGAUGGAAUAAGUGCAGUUGUUCCUAUUGAUUACUUAAAUUUAUUCAGCUGGAAACAAAUUGAAAUUUUGGUUUGUGGUGCUGCAAAUAUUGACAUCGAAAUCCUAAAAGCAAAUACUGACUACGAAGGAUGCACAGCGACUGAUCCUCAUAUCUUGCUGUUUUGGGAGUCUCUCACAGAGAUGAUAUAGUAAUUGCCCGAGGAUGGCGCUAUCUUGCGCCAUCCUCGAGCAAUUCAAAAAUGGCCCCACACCGGGAAUUAAACCCACGUGUGGGGCCAUUUUUUGUAGUGGAGAACAUCGACUUCCACGCACCAAAAAUGGAUUCGAUUCCCGGUGUGGGGCCCAUUUUUUAAAUUGCCCGAGGAUGGCGCAAGAUAGCGCCAUCCUCAGGCAAUUACAAUACCUAAAGAGCGAACUCUAUUUUUAAAGUUUGUGUGGGGAAGAUCAAAAUUGCCAUCAGGAAGAGACUGGAAGCAUAUGAAAAUAACAAGAUAUAACCCUCCAGGCCAAGUCAAUAACUAUCUCCCUAUUUCUCACACUUGUUUCUUUACAAUUGACUUGCCUCCAUAUACUAACAAAGAAACAAUGAAAUCAAAAUUGCUUUAUGCAGUCACUCAUUGCACAGAUAUUGAUUUAGACGGCACCGCUAGCGGUGGCUGGGAAGAAGAAGAUUAA